AUGGUCCUCAAGUAUCACUAUGUUUACUGCAGGCCAUUUAUCAGUCAACGUACAGUAGCUGAAGGAGCUCCUAUUAUUCCAAUUUCUGCUCAGUUAAAAUACAAUAUUGAAGUUGUAUGUGAGUAUAUAGUAAAGAAAAUUCCAAUACCUGUAAGAGACUUUACUUCAGAACCCCGUCUUAUUGUUAUCAGAUCUUUUGAUGUUAACAAACCUGGCUGUGAAGUUGAUGACCUUAAAGGAGGUGUAGCUGGUGGUAGUAUUUUAAAAGGCGUAUUAAAGGUGGGCCAAGAGAUAGAAGUGAGACCUGGCAUUGUUUCUAAAGACAGUGCAGGGAAGCUUAUGUGUAAGCCAAUCUUUUCCAAGAUUGUAUCACUUUUUGCAGAACACAAUGAUCUUCAGUAUGCUGCUCCAGGUGGUCUUAUUGGAGUUGGGACAAAAAUUGACCCAACAUUAUGCAGAGCAGAUAGAAUGGUUGGGCAAGUCCUUGGUGCUGUUGGAGCAUUACCUGAGAUAUUCACAGAAUUAGAAAUUUCCUACUUCCUACUGAGACGGCUCCUAGGUGUACGUACAGAAGGAGAUAAAAAAGCAGCAAAGGUUCAAAAGCUAUCCAAGAAUGAAGUACUCAUGGUGAACAUAGGGUCGUUGUCUACAGGAGGCAGAGUUAGUGCAGUCAAGGCAGAUUUGGGUAAAAUUGUUCUCACCAAUCCUGUAUGCACAGAAGUAGGAGAAAAAAUUGCUCUUAGCCGACGAGUUGAGAAACACUGGCGUUUAAUUGGUUGGGGCCAGAUAAGAAGAGGAGUGACUAUCAAGCCAGCAAUAGAUGAUGAAUGAAAUGAUUCAUUUGGAUGAAACCAGGAAUUUCUUUCAUAACAAUCUUAGAGAUAUUUUCAAAUCUAAAAAGUAGGAAAUCUAAAGUAGGAAAUGAAUUACACAGCUUAUUAUAUUAGUAAAACCUGUCAUUUCAGUAGAAAAAAAUUGAUGUUUGUAAAAAAGAUGACAAACUUCUUGAUACAGUUCAACAAAUAGUAUUAUCAUUGUAGCUUGAUAGUUAACAACUGUUGCUGUGUACCAUUGAACUUACAGUAAAGAAAGUUUUUCUUAUGCUUGAAGAAUUGUUACUCUAAUAAAAACUUGAAGGCUGGAUUCAA
Arvicanthis niloticus (Nile rat) is the source of this 1148-nucleotide messenger RNA. The record is from RefSeq and is a predicted model, not a curated record. Lineage: Eukaryota; Metazoa; Chordata; Mammalia; Rodentia; Muridae.